Molecule: messenger RNA, 6464 nt
Organism: Oncorhynchus keta (chum salmon)
Lineage: Eukaryota; Metazoa; Chordata; Actinopteri; Salmoniformes; Salmonidae
Product: phosphatidylinositol 3,4,5-trisphosphate 5-phosphatase 2B-like
Exons: 26
Coding region: 1715-5452 (1245 amino acids)
Biological process (GO): phosphatidylinositol dephosphorylation
Molecular function (GO): phosphatase activity; protein binding
Source: RefSeq, a predicted model, not a curated record
UAUGAUUCAGAAAGUAAGGGAUGAUCAAAUUCAUAUGGAGGCUGCUUUUCUGCUGAGAAAGGAGGGAGAGAAGGCAGGGAAGUUAGGGAGAGUGACAUGGAGAAAGAGAGAGGGGGAGGUGAAAGAGAGAGUUGAGAAAGAGAGAGGGGAAGAGAAGGAGACGGUUGGAGGGAUAAAGAGAGAGGGGUGAAGCUAGCCAGCACAGUGGAAAAAAGUCUGGAAAAGAGGACUAGAACGCACAAGUGAGACACAGUGGCUGUGCCAAGCAACCCACCUGAGUGUGCACGGCGUUGCUGUGUUUGGUCUUUGAAAAUUCAGGGAAAAGAUGGAAGAGAAUGAGGGGGGAGGAGGAGGACAAGGGAGGGGUGAGCCCAGAGAAAGGAGUCUGCUGGCAGUGUUGGUUAAUGAAGUAUAGUCACUCGCAGGAAUUAUUUUGGCUGCUCCGUCAGUUUUUUUUCUCUCUCUCUUCCUUCUUACUCACAUCUGGAGCGGGGAGUCACUUCCUCUGUCUGUGCUGCCCGCGUUGUGCUCUAACAGGGCUAGUCCUCUCGUCCUCUACUACCCGUUCCCCUCCUCCUCUGACGAUACUACAAAGAGAUACGGAACACAUUACCCCAGGGGGAUGGGACCUCCCCAAAACACUCUCAGCACAGGACCGACCAGGGACCCUGGACAUCCCCCACCAACACCCCCCAUCCACCCUCUGGAAUCUACGUCUGAAAACAGAGAGGGAGAGAGAGAGACUGAUAUCCAGAGAGAACUGCAACCAUCAGAUGAACUCUAUGUAGGGUGUUCCCCCUUUCCCUUAUAUGGCAAAACAACUGGGAAAUGAUUUGAAUUUGUCUGGUUUCUCUUGCACGGCUGCCUGGGCGCUGACUUCUAUCCGCCACAGCAGGCUGUGCAGCAGGGUUUGUUUGUGUGGCUGAAUGACUGCUUUUGGUUCUUCUUUUCUGUGUUGUUUGCAUGCAGGGCUUUUGAGGGGACAGCAGGCAGGAGCAUUGCUGGUGUUUGUGGUGAGGCUACAGGCACUGCUGUCAGUGCCCCCAGGGGUGGUUGGCUUUACGCACCAUUGCUCCUCUCUCUCUCUCUCUCUCUCUCUCUCUCUCUCUCUCUCUCUCUCUCUCUCUCUCUCUCUCUCUCUCUCUCUCUCUCUCUCUCUCUCUCUCUCUCUCUCUCUCUCUCUCUCUCUCUCUCUCUCUCUCUCUCCUCCACAAUGGGCUCUGUCUGCCUGAGACGAACAUCCGGCUGACAGCAGCCUGCACACUGAGAGGGUGUCUUUCUGAGGGGGAACUAACAGCAAGGUGGGCCAAAGUUCAUCUAGAGGAAGCAACUGAAGUUCUGGAAUCUGGACACACACAGAAAUCUGUGGGAGGGUUAUUCACUCUGACUCUACAACGGCAACAAUCCUCAACCACAAUAGGACGCGUAACCCAGUAAGACCCCGGAGGGGGUGCCUGUAGUAAAUGAGGAGGGCUGCUGUUGAUGUUCCUGAGUUGACCUUAUUAAUUAGGACCAGAAUGCUGGAGAAGCUGUGAACACUCAAGAGGACAGCACAACGUGAGCUCCUGAUUGGAGGGUCCCAUGGUGCCAUGACACAGGUGUCUGAGACAGACUGUGUGUGUCGCCUCUGACCUUCUACCUUACUGUGGUUUACUCUGUUGGAAAGACAGACACUCCACUGACUGACAGGUGGACAACAACACCGUCGGAUGUCAUGGCGAUGGCGGCGUGGUACCACCGUGACAUCAGCCGUGUGCAUGCAGAGGACCUGUUGGCCCGGGCUGGGAGGGACGGCAGCUUCCUUGUCAGGGACAGUGAGUCCGUGCCUGGAGCCUACGCCCUCUGUCUGCUGUUCCAACGGCACGUUCACACUUACCGUAUUCUUCCUGAUGUAGAUGGCCUAUUAGCGGUUCAGACUUCUCAGGGGGUGCAGGUGAACUGUUUCCGUACACUGGGGGACCUGGUGUUGGGGUACCAGCACCCCCAUAAAGGUCUGGUCACCCCUCUGCUGUACCCUGUGGGGAGGGACAUGGAGCCUGGGGAUGAGAGCUCAGGUGAUGAUGAGAAGCCAGGGCCGGUGUGGAGUCCCAGCCCAUUCCCAGUCUCGGUCAGUAUAGCUCCCCCCGCUGGACUCCCAGUGACCCCGUCCCCACACCUCCUCUUCCUCCACAGGCUACAGGAGCUCAACACAUCCAGCAUGGCAGGUGAGGUGGUUGGGCUGCUCAGUGAGUAUCUGCGCAGUGAGCUGCCUCUGGAUGUGGAGGGUCUACGUAGAGGAGCAACAGGCCUACGCCAUCUACACCAAACCCUGGGCACCGCAUGCCAGGGGCUCAACAGUGAGAUUGACCUGAUCAUGUCCAGUUUGGAGACGCUGGCCAAAGUGUUUGACCAUCCUAUCUGCCCUUUAACCUCCACCAAGCCACAGAACACGGGUAGAGGUCCAGACAUGGAGUUGGACAGCCUGCUGUGUAAGAUCUCUGUCCUGGUCAGCCUGCUCUCCUCCCUGGAGAAGAGGGUGCUGAAAGCUCUUCAAGAUGCUGUGACCAAUCACAACCUUGCUGUGCAGCCUGCCCCUCCACCUGAGCCCGCUCUUGCUCCAGCUCCAGCCCCUGGACCAGCUCCAGCUCCAGCUCCUGUCCCUGCCCCAGUCCCUGUAGCCAAGAACCAUUCUAGGCCCAUACCUGUCCACUCCUUUCAGAUUAAGAUGGUGCGUUACGGCAGACAGACAGUGUCAUUGGAUGUGGACACAGGAGUGCUGCUGUUUGACAGGAAGGCCGGGUCAUUUGGAGUGGAGACGGUCUCACAUGAGCAGAUUCUGCAGCUAGUCAAGUUCCAGAGCAGCCCAGCCAAGCUGCGCAUGGUCGUGGACAGUCAUCACAACAACCCACUGGAGCUCAUGUUUGAGAGUGCAAGGAAACGGGAGGCGUUCUGCCAGCUGCUACAGCUGAUGAAGACCAGGCACUCCCGUCUGAGUGAACCUGACCUCAUUUCUGUGUUUGUGGGCAGCUGGAACAUGGGUGGCUCCCCUCCCCCUCGCAGUCUGCAGUCCUGGGUGACGUGCUGUGGUCUGGGUCGAACCCCUGAUGAGUCCACAGCUCUGCUGCCUCAUGACAUCUAUGCCCUGGGUACCCAGGAGAACUCUCAGGGGGAGAAGGAGUGGACCGAGCACGUCAAGGCUACCCUACACAGCUACACUCACAUAGAGUACAAACAGGUGGCAGUACAGUCCCUGUGGAACAUGAGGCUGGCAGUGUUUGUGAAGCCAGAGCACGAGAGUCGUAUCAGCCAUGUGAACACAGCCAGUGUGAAGACUGGCCUGGGGAACACACUGGGAAACAAGGGUGCUGUUGGGGUCUCCUUCCUCUUCAACAGUACCUCUUUUGGGUUUGUCAACUGCCAUCUGACUUCUGGCAGUGAGAAAGUAGUCAGGAGGAACCAGAACUUUGCCGACAUCGUCAGGCUGUUGUCCCUGGGUGACCGGCAGCUCAGUGCCUUUGACGUGAGCCUACGCUUCACACAUCUCUUCUGGUGUGGAGACCUCAACUAUAGGCUGGACCUGGACGUACAGGACAUUCUGAAACAUGUGUCCAACCGGGAGUUUGAUGAGCUCAUGUGUGCUGAUCAGCUAACACAAGAACGACACAAGAGAAAGGCCUUUCACCAUUUCAAGGAAGAGAAGAUUGUGUUUCCGCCCACCUAUCGGUAUGAGAGGGGGUCCAGGGACAGCUACCUGUGGCAGAAGUACAAGACCUCUGGCGUGCGUGUCAAUGUGCCGUCAUGGUGUGACCGGAUUCUGUGGAAGUCCUACUCAGAGACACAUAUCACCUGCAACUCCUAUGGUUGUACAGAUGACAUCUUCACCAGUGACCACUCGCCUGUUUUCGCCACGUUCCAUAUAGGGGUGACAUCAAAGUUCAAAAUAGAGCCAAGCUUGAGCAUGGAGAGGGCCUGGAUAGAGUUAGAGGGCAUCGAGGCUAUUGUGAAGACAGCCGGCAAAGCCAAGUUCUUCAUUGAGUUUCACUCAUCCUGCCUUGACGAGAUCCGCCGUUCCAUAGAGAAUGACUCACAGAGCUGUGACGUGCCUUGCUUCCUCAAACUGGGCUGGUCUUCCAAGCAGCUGCCCAAGCUUCUCCCGAUCGUCUCUGACAUGGAGUUCCUUCAGGAUCAGCACCUCCUGCUGUGCGUCAAGUCAUGUGAUGGGUUUGAGUCAUACGGUGAGUGCUGUGUGGCGCUGCGCUCCCUCACCGGCGCGGCGGAGCAGUUUGAGAUGUUUCUGACCCACCGGGGCGAGGAGAUGGGCUCCAUACGUGGGCGGGUCAGGGUCCACGUGCCCAAAGACCGGCGAGUUACACGUGAGAAGAUCUACGAGUGGUUCUGCUUCGAGAAGGAUGAGAAGGGUCUGGUGAGGGGACACUUGUCUCCUCAGUCCACUCAGGCACCUAUCAGCCGAUCCUCACCCCUUCCACCCAAGCCAGCCCCUAGCAGUUACACAAACCCCGCUUACUUCAUAUUUGAAGGUGUGUCUGUCCUGCGCAGGGUGGAGGAGGCUCCACCCCCUCGUAGGGACCCCCAGGUGGUCUGGGCCGGCGACUCAGCGCUGCAGCUCCCAAAGCUCUCUGGGGGGCGUGGCUAUGACAGGAAGUCCUCUCGCAGGUCGGACUUCACUGAAAUCGAGAUUCCAGGCAUCCUGACCCACUACUCCUCCUCCAAUGACCAUCAUCCUCCCCAGGCCAACUCCUCCUAUCAGCUCUUCCCAGCAAAAAAAACAUUGCCAAUCCCCCCUGCCCCAAACCCCACCACCACCUCACACUAUCAUGAACAGCCCAUACAACCACAACCAAGCAAAAACAAUGUUGUCCAGGACGCCAUCCUGCCUGCCAGGUACCUGAGGAACAUGUACACGGACCACUCCGCUGUCAUUAGAGAGACCCCCAGGAGAGAACAGCCUAGGGUGCACCAACAGGAACGAGCCAGCCCUGUAAGGAGCAGCAAACCCACCUCACUCUACCCCUAUGUAUCCACCCAUGUGCCCCACAUCCAGGCCUCAGCCCCCUGGGUGGCGGAGCAGCCAGUUGAGCCCCUAGGGGACCACUCCCUCACAGCCCUGCAGAUUGCCAAGUCACUAAGUGAGGUGGACUUCUUCCCUGUAGACAUCAGGGCUCCAUCAACACCAGUCCAAAGACCGGCCCAGAGGAAUGACCUGGCCAUGUCUACCGAGAGAGGCUACUGCUGGGAGAAAGAGGUCCUCCGUGGGGCUCCAGAGACAGUGCGGGAGCUACUCAGCACCCUGGGUCUGCAGAAUUACACCCUGGGACUCAGCCUCAAUGGCUGGGACGACCUGGACUACUUCAGUGGCAUCACAGAGGAGGACCUGCGUGCAGCCGGAGUGUCAAACCCCUCACAUCGCCGGAGGAUCCUGGAGAACCUACCCAGGAUCUGGGAUUCACUAUAGACCUACUUUCGUUGUUUGACUUUUCAAACUGAAGCCGAAGGACAUCAGUGACAGAUGCUUGCCCUAAUGGAAUACAAGUCUCCACGCCAUCAUUUCAUUUACAGUAACAACGAGUUGCUUUUAUGCAAACAUACAAAAGACGCAAUGCAAUGUCCCAUGAAAUCCUCAUCUCACAUCCCUUACCAUUCACGGGUACACCUUCAAAUGAGAGAUGUAGAUUCAAGCCACUGUCAAACAUUUUUAUAUCCAAUUUAGAUCCACAUAGCCAAAUAUUGAUUAUGUGUCUCCUCAGCAGUCACCAGAAUGUAGUGUUUACUGAGCAUUCACACCCAUGACCUCUUUCCCUGCUCUUUCCACUCCUCUACCGACAUAGAGAACAGCACGGAGCUUGUUAAAGCACUCAAUAACGGCCACGGAGGGGGAAAUAUAUAGCUGUGCAUAUUUGCCAGUACACUUUUAAACAUGGCCUGUAAAGUUAAUAUGAAAAAAGUGCCUAGCUUUCUGUUUGCUGUCUGAUGGUAGCAUUAUGUUGUAACCGGGGUGUAGUUGUUCUUAGUGAUAAGAGGAGAAUCCAUUGGGAGGAAUUAGUGAACCCUGGGCUAGUUUAUUUACAUUCUGUCAUUUACUCCUACAUUGUAUAUCCUGUUUCUCUAUCUGGUUAUCUCCCUCUUAGACCAUAACUCUUGUGCGCUCUUCAAGGGCCACACACCCAUUUAAACAUGUGUUUCUGUGCACUGUUCCAGAUUUUUUUUACUGCCUUUUCAAACAGAAUUGUAUAAAGCGAACUGUUGACUGAGUGACAGAUAGUGUGGGUUCUUGGACAUUGCUAUUGCGUUAAACCUGUUCCUGAUGCCUGUGGUUAUUUGUCAGUGGUGCCACUUAACUGUGGAUCUUGGCACUUUACAACUUUAUUCUCUGAAGGCUGUUGAAGGAAGUUCAUCAGUUUUACAUGUAUAUUACAUUCAUUCAACCCAAUGGGAGACGAUAUGAAUAAAACAAUAUUGUGACAACA